This is a messenger RNA of Phytophthora infestans T30-4, 4077 nucleotides long. RefSeq names its product ATP-binding Cassette (ABC) Superfamily. Gene Ontology annotation, cellular component: membrane. The transcript has 2 exons. Gene Ontology annotation, molecular function: ATP hydrolysis activity; ABC-type transporter activity; ATP binding. Bases 1 to 4077 code for a protein of 1358 amino acids. Gene Ontology annotation, biological process: transmembrane transport. The record is from RefSeq and is a predicted model, not a curated record. NCBI's taxonomy places the organism in Eukaryota, Oomycota, Peronosporomycetes, Peronosporales, Peronosporaceae.
AUGGAUCCUUUAAAGCCGGACGACGCGUCGGCCAAGGCUCUUAUGGCCAACGGGUCCCAGGCUUUCAACGACUAUCUAGCGUCCAAGAUCCAAGCAGGUCUGGGCCGUUCCCUGCCUCAGAUGGAGGUGAGAGUCAAGAACCUCAGCGUCUCAGCCGACGUCGUUGUUGGUCGACACGAAGACGGACGAGAGCUGCCCACACUCACGCACACCAUCAAGACGGCGGCACUCAAACUUUCGUCCUCGCAGCACGUGGUGCACAAGACCAUCUUGCGCAACUUCAGCGGCGUGUUCGAGCCCGGUACAAUCACGUUGGUACUCGGACAGCCGAGCUCCGGCAAGUCCUCGUUGAUGAAAGUGUUGAGUGGUCGUUUCCCUCAGGACAAGAGAGUGACAGUGGAGGGAGACAUCACGUACAACGGAGUGCCGCAGCUUGAACUAAGCAGUCGACUACCGCAGUUUGUGUCGUACGUGGACCAACACGACGUACACUUCCCGACGCUCACAGUGAUGGAGACGCUCGAGUUCGCUCACGCUUUCACUGGUGGCGAGUUGAUGCGUCGAGGUGACGAAUUGCUGACGAAUGGAUCAACGGAGGAGAAUUUGGAGGCUUUGAAGACGGUACAGACGCUCUUCCAGCACUACCCUGACAUUGUGAUCGAGCAACUGGGACUGCAGAAUUGCCAGAACACCAUAAAAUUGGCAACGGAAUGCUGCGUGUUUGGCAUGAAGUACAUGACGCUCAUGGACGAGAUCAGUACGGGACUGGACAGCGCCACGACCUUCGACAUCAUCACGACCCAACGCAGUAUUGCUAAAACACUGGGCAAGACUGUGGUGAUCUCUCUGUUACAGCCGUCGCCGGAGGUGUUUGAGCUCUUCGACAACGUGUUGAUCCUAAACGCCGGUGAGGUCAUGUACCAUGGUCCUCGUGCCCAAGCUUUGCCGUACUUCGAGAGUUUAGGCUUCCAUUGUCCGCCGCACCGUGACACGGCAGACUUCCUGUUGGAUCUUGGUACGAACCAGCAGGGUAAGUAUCAAGAUACGCUGCCUACGGGCAUGACGAAGCAUCCUCGUUGGCCAGCCGAAUUUGGAGAAAUUUUCCAGGAGUCAAGGAUUUAUCACGAUACGCUUGCGCGUCUUGAUGAGUCAUUGCAGCAGGACUUGACAGAUAAUGUCAAGACGCGCAUGGACCCCAUGCCAGAAUUUCACCAGUCGUUCCAAGAGAACACGUUGACUAUCUUCAAGCGGCAAAUGAUGGUCAUGCUGCGCAAUGUCGCCUUUAUCCGAGGAAGAGGCUUCAUGGUGAUCUUGAUUGGACUUCUGUACGGUAGUACGUUCUACCAGUUGAAGGCUACAGAUGCUCAAGUUGUGAUGGGAGUGUUGUUCCAAGCUGUUCUGUUCCUCGGACUGGGCCAAGCUGCUCAAAUCCCCACGUACUGUGACGCUCGCCCCAUUUUCUACAAGCAACGUGGCUCCAAUUUCCUCCGUACUACCUCCUAUGUCAUUGCCAAUUCGGCCAGUCAAAUCCCAUGGGCUGUAGCGGAGACGAUCGUGUUCGGGUCGCUGGUCUACUGGAUGUGCGGUCUCAAGUCGUCCGUGAAGGAGUUUGUGGUCUUUGAGGUCCUGCUACUGUUGACGAUUCUAGCCUUUGCAGCCUGGUUCUUCUUCUUGGCAGCCAUUUCUCCAAACCUCCACAUCGCCAAGCCCUUGUCCAUGGUAUCUGUAAUGUUCUUCGUGGUCUUUGCGGGAUUUGUCGUCCCCAAGAGCGAGAUGCCGGAUUAUUUCAUCUGGAUCUACUGGAUCGAUCCUAUCUCGUGGUGUCUUCGCGGUAUUGCCGUGAACCAGUACCGAGCGGAUGAGUUUAACGUGUGCGUAUACAAUGGCGUUGACUACUGCAGCACGUACCAGAUGCAAAUGGGCGAGUACUUCUUGUCGUUGUACGAUGUUCCGUCAUCCAAGAGCUGGGUUUGGCUCGCUGUGGCCUUCCUGCUAGCGACCUAUGUCGUGUUCCUGUUCUUCGGUGUCUUGGUGCUUGAAUAUAAGCGCUAUGAGAGCCCGGAGCACAUCACCUUGACAACUGAGAGCACAGAACCGGUUGCGACUGAUGAAUAUGCACUUGCCACGACGCCCACUAGCGGCAGAAAGACUCCAGCCAUGGGUGUGCAGAGUAGUGAUAAUGUCGCUCUCAAUGUCCGAGCCACCACCAAGAAGUUCGAGCCCGUUGUAAUCGCUUUCCAGGACUUGUGGUACUCAGUGCCAGAUCCUCAUAGCCCGAAGGAAUCGCUAACGCUACUCAAGGGUAUUAGCGGAUACGCGAUGCCAGGUUCCAUCACGGCUCUCAUGGGCUCUACGGGUGCUGGUAAGACGACGCUCAUGGAUGUGAUUGCUGGUCGGAAGACUGGAGGCACCAUUCAGGGCAAGAUCCUGCUCAAUGGCUACGAAGCGAAUGAUCUGGCCAUUCGACGCUGCACAGGCUACUGCGAACAAAUGGACAUCCACUCGGACGCAUCAACUAUCCGCGAAGCAUUGAUCUUCAGCGCCUUCCUUCGCCAGGACAGCUCGGUACCCGACAGUCAAAAGUACGACUCGGUGGAGGAAUGUCUUGAACUUCUGGAUCUACAGAGUGUAGCGGACGAGAUUGUACGUGGCAGUCCAACAGAACGCAUGAAGCGUCUCACGAUCGGUGUGGAGCUGGCUGCUGACCCGAAGGUGCUGUUCCUGGACGAGCCCACAAGUGGAUUGGAUGCACGCUCGGCCAAGCUCAUCAUGGACGGAGUACGCAAAGUUGCAGACACUGGUCGCACCAUCGUGUGCACAAUCCACCAACCUUCCACUGAGGUGUUUAUGCUUUUCGACAAGCUCUUGCUGCUGAAGCGUGGAGGUCAAACGGUGUUCUUUGGCGAUCUGGGCAAGCGAGCGCAGAAGAUGGUGGACUACUUCGAGGCGAUUCCGGGCGUGACACCUCUUCGUGAAGGCUACAACCCGGCUACGUGGAUGUUGGAGUGCAUCGGUGCAGGUGUGAGCCACGUGCACGACAACCCGGUGGACUUUGUCGACGUGUUCAACUCUAGCGAGAUGAAGCACGAGAUGGAUAUGCAAUUAUCAUCAGAGGGUGUGAGUGUGCCAGUUCCGGGAUCCACAGAGCUGGUGUUCGCGAAGAAACGUGCAGCCAACUCGUGGACGCAAAUGACGGCGCUGGUUGAGCGAUUCAUGAACUUGUACUGGCGUACUCCAUCGUACAACUUGACUCGAUUUGCCAUUGCGCCACUUCUUGGCUUGCUCUUCGGCUUGAUCUACGUCAGCGUGUCGUACACCUCGUACCAAGGCGUCAACGCCGGUGUUGGAAUGGUCUUCAUGACGACGUUAUUCAAUGGUGUAGUUGCCUUCAACAGCGUUCUACCGAUCUCGUCGCAAGACCGCGAGGCGUUCUACCGUGAAAGAGCAGCACAAACGUACAACUCGCUCUGGUACUUCGUUGGUUCUACCGUCGCUGAGGUCCCCUACGUCUUCGGCUCCAUGCUGCUGUACACGGUCAUCUUUUACUGGUUCGUUGGCUUUACUGGGUUCGGGACUGCAGUUCUCUACUGGAUCAACACGUCGUUGUUGGUUCUACUGCAGACUUAUCUCGGUCAACUGCUGGUGUACGCGCUGCCGAGUGUGGAGGUUGCAGCUCUGUUGGGAGUCAUGCUCAACUCGAUUCUCUUCCUCUUCAUGGGCUUCAACCCGCCGGCCAACGCCAUUCCGUCCGGCUACAAGUGGCUGUACACGAUUACUCCCCAGCGCUACUCGCUUGCAAUCCUUUCUGCCCUCGUGUUCAGCAAAUGUGACGAUCUCCCCACGUACGACACGGCCACGCAGCAAUACGUGAAUGUCGGCAGUGACGUUGGCUGUCAGCCGAUGACAAACCCACCCGUGAGCAUUGACCACAUCACGAUCAAGGAAUACGUUGAAUCCGUCUUCGAGUACAAACACGAUGAGAUCUGGCGCAACUUCGGGAUCGUCCUCGCGUUUAUUGUGGGCAUUCGCUUCCUCUCUCUGCUUUCGCUGCGCUUCAUCAACCACCAAAAGAGAUAG